UCUUAUGGUACACCCAUUUUCUUGAGCAUUGCUGUACCUCUGUGCAUUGUGUACAUUGUUAUCCAGGUAAAAGUAUCAUGCUAGGUAGAAGAACAUGUAUUACAAUAUUUUUAUAUAUGUUAUGACAUGACAUGGUCUGCUUCUGAAAAAACAAAGACACCAUUUAAGGCUUUCCAUUACAUUAAGAUAUAAGUAAACUGUACCAAGGGCACACAUUACAGUGGCUUAAGUAUAGUUAUACAUAUAAUUUGAGAUAUGCAGUGCUACAAUAUAACAUUCUUGUGAAUACUUGGCUUAUAAUUAAAAAAAAAAAGAAAAAUAAAUGACCUCGGUUGCAUCUUCAAUUCUUAAUAAAUAUUCAUACAGCAGUAAGUUACUCAGUUAAUCAAGAGCACAACAGUUUUUGAAGCCAAUCAAUGUAAUCAUAUGACAUAUAAUGUGUGACUUAUAUGUCAUGUACUUCAUAUAAUAUUAUGUCCUCUACAUCGUACACAUCCCAGGUGUCCUACAUUCCCACCAGUAGACAACUGCGCCGCCUGGACUCCACCACCAGGUCCCCCAUUUUGGCCCACUUCUCUGAGACUUUGACCGGUGCUUCGUCAAUAAGAGCUUACGGUGUACAAGAAAGUUUCAUUCAAGUGACAAAGUCAAGGGUAGACAACAACUUCAAGUUUUACUUUGCCAGCAUUGGUGCCAACACGUAGGUUUAAUUUGAAAAUGUUGCUGCCAAUACCUAGGUGUAAUGUGUAAAUGUUGCUACCAACUCAUAGGUUUCAUGUGAAAAUGUUGCUGCCAACACGUAGAUUUAAUUUGAAAAGUAGAAAUUUUUCAAAAGCAAAUUUUUUAUACAGAUCUAGAGCUAUUAAUUUACUUAAGUCUUAGUCAAAUAUUUUCUGUGUAAUAAAUUAAGUGUGUUUAUAUUUUUUCAGGAAAGAUUAAUGCUUCUCCUCAUCCAUGUUUCAAUGUUUUCCAAACAGAUGGCUUGUUUUCCGUCUCCAAUUCUUAGGUAACUUGGUCAUCCUUGCAGCCGCCCUAUUUGCAGUUGCCAGCUCAAAUAUUGAAGCUGGUAUGGUUGGUCUAUCUGUAACAUAUGCUGUACAGGUCAGUGUGGCUUACAGAGAAUAACCAUUUUAGUAGAGAUGGUUGUUAGAAUUAAAAGGCAUGAAAUGCCUUAUUGUUAAUUUACAUUGUUUAUCUUUCCUAUAAAUUUCAAUUUAUUGUACUCUUAUCAAUCAACCAAGUAUGGAAAUAAAGUUACUUCAUAUUUAAUCAAUUAUUGAUCUGAACAAUGAAAACAGUGAAUGUGAAAGAUUUAUUUAAAUUUAAUGGGUGUGGAUUUUAUAUAAAAUUUGUUAGAUAUUGCUAUAAGCUAAAAUGAUCAAAAUUCUCAAUGUACAAAAUGUGUUAUCUCUGGUAGAUGACUGGUGCUUUUGAGUAUCUGGUGACCUUGAUGAGUGAUGUUGAAACUAACAUAGUGUCUGUUGAGCGGGUCAAGGAGUACACACACACAACAAGGGAGGUAAGUUCACACUUGUCAGGGAGUGGGUAGUCAAUGAAGCUGUGAAUUUAUUAGAAAAUACUUUUGAACCAUAUUAAGGAUGAUUAAUUUAAUACACUGUAUAUAUGUGCUUAUUUUUAUUUUUUUGAAAGUAAUAUACCAAAAAACUUUUGUUGUGUUAUUAUUCUAAAGCGUUUUGUUUUUAAUAUUAAUGACGUUUAGGUUUCUAAUCUAUUAUUUGAUAGUUUUUUUUGUUUUUUUUUAUUUAUACAAAAAUAAUACUUAUAACAAAAUAAUGUACAGGCAGAAUGGAUUCUAACCAACCACAGACCUCCCUCAGAAUGGCCCCAGCAAGGAAGUGUUCAAUUCGACAGUUACCAGACCAGAUAUAGGCCUGGCCUUGAACUUGUCCUAAAGGAUGUAUCAUGUCAAAUUCAAGGUGGUGAGAAGGUUUGUAUUUAGGGAACAUAUUCAAUUUAUUUCAGAAAUCCUUGUGAAGUUUCAAAAAUUAAAAUUAAAUAUUGAAAAGCUCUGAUAGGGUUAUUAACUUUUGUAAGGAUGUUUUCCCCCAUAUUAACUCAUGAUAAUCCAUUGUUUCUGUCUAAGAUAAAUUGACUUCAUCAGUGAAAGUAAGAUAAAAAAUCUUUGUGAAUGUUUUAAAAAUUUACAAAAAGUCAUUUAAUUUUUUAAUCUAUUUUUAUAGAACCACUUUAAGAGACAUGGCUCUGUUGUAUUUCUAUAAUAGAUUGGUAUUGUGGGAAGAACAGGGGCGGGCAAAUCUUCCAUGACUGUGGCCUUGUUCAGACUUAUUGAGGCAGCUGGUGGGAAAAUUAUCAUUGACGGGGAGGAGAUUGCCAGCAUGGGACUUCAUGACCUCAGGAGUAAACUCACCAUCUUACCUCAGGUGAGAUCUUGGGGUUUUUGUAUUGUUGUUUCAAUAGGAAUGAAUAACGUAUCAAAUGUUAAGUAGGGCAACAUCUCAUCUUGGUCAUGCUUUGACUUCUUUUCCUGGUGUUUUUUUUUUUUUUUUUAAAGAAUAUUUUGCACAUGUGAAAACCCUCUAAUUUAGCCAGUGUGAAAACCCUCUAAUUUUGCACAUGUGAAAUCCCACUUAUUUUGAAUUUCUGCAGGAGCCAGUAGUUUUCUCAGGAGCUCUUCGCACCAACCUUGAUCCUUUUGAUAAGUGCUCUGAUGACCAGAUAUGGGAUGCCUUGGAACAUGCCCAUAUCAAAACUUUUGUGGAGAGUCUUCCUCAAGGCCUCAGCUAUGAAUGUGGAGAAGGGGGAAGCAAUCUGAGGUUAUUACAACAUGAGAUAUUC
This is a messenger RNA of Lymnaea stagnalis (great pond snail), 2817 nucleotides long. Lineage: Eukaryota; Metazoa; Mollusca; Gastropoda; Lymnaeidae. The record is from the annotation of a GenBank genome assembly.